Molecule: messenger RNA, 1104 nt
Organism: Gregarina niphandrodes
Lineage: Eukaryota; Apicomplexa; Conoidasida; Eugregarinorida; Gregarinidae
Exons: 2
Coding region: 1-1104 (367 amino acids)
Source: RefSeq, a predicted model, not a curated record
AUGGUUGAGAGUGCGGUGCACACAUUACGGGUAGUGCGAGACUUUCCUCUCAAGUGGAGUGGGAGCAAGAAUGGUUGUGUACUGGCUAGUAUAUUACGAAACGAACAAGUGAAGCGUGUAAGUCAGAUCCCGGAUCCCAUAUCACUGGUCUGCGAGUAUUGGUUCUUCCGUUACAGUUCAGCGGUCUGUGUGCUACAUGAUGUGACGGAUUUGUUGUCAUUGUUCCGUGAUGAAGCGCAACAGAACUGUGCAUUGAUGCGCCACAAUGCUUAUGCGGGAUGUAUCCCGCUUUCCGAUCUUGGACGACAGAGCAUGGUCGAGUUUGUGAGCGACCUUAAAAAAAAGGAAGCUCUUGAACGACCCAGCCAACAAAUUCUCAACGCAUACCCUGAAGACCAACUCACGCAAUGGAACGUCACUAGUCUACCACUCGAUAAGGUCUCCUUCAUGCUCUCCUAUCUCAACCAACGUAUGGACCUCAAUGACAAGAACCUCCAAGACAUCUGGAAACUCAUCCAUUACCUAAAGAUGGAAGCCGACUUCAACGAUGAUGAACUUGCUAUCGUAGGCAUGCUCGCACGCAAAAUGGAAGACUUCGAAAAUCUCCUAAUGGACAUGUACCACAGUACAGCACACAAAACAAUGCAAAUUAAAGAAGCCAUCGACCUCGGUACACACCAAGAUGAGAUACCCUUCGACGGGGAUCAACCAACACACUCCGCCACUGCACCUCCCCCUCCUCUGGGCUGCAGUUCACUAGGCGAUACCCACCAAGGUGGUACUUACCAAGGUGGUACUUACCACGGUGGUACUUACCAAGGUGGUACUUACCAAGGUGGUACUUACCAAGGUGGUGAUGGUCUUUACCCGGGAGGUACUGGUCUCCUCCCGGGCGCCAGUCUGGGGGGUCUUGAAGAAAGCUACGCCUGUCCAGUACGUGGCGGCGUCGGUCCACCUAGCAAGCUCCAUUACGAACCAAUCAACGAAGCUAUAAGACAUCUGCCAUCCAUCAAAAAUGAAGAAGACGAAGGGCGUAUCAUUGCACAACAUAGGCGAACCAUCCCGGCCGCAGCUACCUUCCUUCUCGACAACCAAUGGGGCUAA